UUAGAAGCACUUGAAGCAUUAUGUUCAAUAUUACCGCUCAUUAAUUUCAGUAGUUCGAGUAAAAAUAAUAAUGGAGAAUUACCAGCAAAAAAUCAAUGACCUUUUAAGAAAAGCUAGAGCUCAAGGCGUUGCGAGAGCUGCAGGACCUAAAAAAUCUUUUAUUACUAAUAUUGUUGUUACACCGAAAGGGGAGGAACCAAAAUCUUUAAAAGAUAUUUGGCGAAACACGGACUCAAAGAAUCCUACAACUAUUAAAUCUCGCAAGAAAGGAAAGUCGACCAAAGAUAAAAAAUCAAAAACAAAAAAACCGAGUUCUGGUAAUAGGAAUCAUCAAGAAGAAUUUCAACGUACUAAUGUGGAAAACAUCCCGGUUCCUUUUGUAGGAUUCCGUCGCAACAAAACAUCAUUCCGCUUAGAAAAGUAUAAAGAAGAUACACCACCUCGGUUUAAUAAAAAAUACACUUUACCAACUGAUUCUCCUGGUUCGGACCAAAGUUCUGAUACGAGCCCACUUAAAAAUGUUAAAAAGCACGACAUCACUAACUAUUUCCAACGAAUGGCAAUUAAAACUGAGUAUACUGAUCACUCUGAUACCAUUUCUCCCAAUUUCAUUUCUCCCGAUAUCACUCGUUCUGAUACCAUUUCUCGUGAGAUGGUUUCUUCGGCCUUUUCUGAAAAUUCCAGUUUUAUAUCAGAUGAAAACGGGGAUGUAUUAAUGACGUCAGCUGUAUCGAGUCCUGAUAGGCAAGUAAUGAUUUUAUCUGAUGACGAAGAAAUGGGUGUCAAAGAAGGUGAACUUCCGGUGUUUAAGGUAACCAAGAAUACGACUACUACACACAUUCAUCUGCCUUUUUCUCCAAAAGUUACGCUCGACCAGACUUCAGAACAAAAACCGGAUCAUAGAAUAACACCACCAAACAGAAACGCUUCAAUGGUCGGUUAUUUUCAAAAGGGCAAACGUAAACAGAUAUUUACAGAAUUUGUUACUGGUGACAAAUUAAACGGUACAUCGCCCGAUACUUUGCGAAUUCUUGCAGCAGCACAAUCUAAUGAAGAACCUGAUCGCAAGUUUGUGAUGAAAAAUCCAUUUAUCUAGGAACUUCAUUAUCUUAUCACUAAAUAUUAUUAUAGGAUAAAUAUAUUUACCUUAAAAUUUUGUCGAAAAGUGAAGUAAAUUUGUGAAAGUUGAUUAUUUAAAUUACAUAUAAUAAAUUAAAAAGUUAUUACAAUAGUAA
Rhizophagus irregularis DAOM 181602=DAOM 197198 is the source of this 1235-nucleotide messenger RNA. RefSeq lists its product as uncharacterized. The record is from RefSeq and is a predicted model, not a curated record. Lineage: Eukaryota; Fungi; Glomeromycota; Glomeromycetes; Glomerales; Glomeraceae.